Musa acuminata AAA Group (dessert banana) is the source of this 1112-nucleotide messenger RNA. RefSeq names its product transcription factor WRKY19-like. Gene Ontology annotation, cellular component: nucleus. The transcript has 3 exons. The record is from RefSeq and is a predicted model, not a curated record. Lineage: Eukaryota; Viridiplantae; Streptophyta; Magnoliopsida; Zingiberales; Musaceae. The coding region runs from base 170 to 1072 and encodes 300 amino acids. Gene Ontology annotation, biological process: regulation of DNA-templated transcription. Gene Ontology annotation, molecular function: transcription cis-regulatory region binding; DNA-binding transcription factor activity.
UGUUCUCAUCAUCUCCCAUCACACACACACACACACACACUCUCUCUCUGGUUUCAGCUUGGUGAGAUUGAGAUGCUUGUGAGCCACUUUUCCUUGUGAAUUCAGCUGGAUUUGUACCAUCUCUUUCCUUUCCUGGACUUAAGCAGAGAGCUCUGCUUAGUAGCCCGACAUGGAGAAGGACCAAUGCCUUCUGCUGGCCGAGCUAGCUCGAACUCGGAAGCUGGUGGGACAGAUGGAAGCUGAACUCCAUCGACAUUCUGCAAACGAGUCCUGCAAGGCACUGCUCCGGGAAUUGUUCGCCUCGAUUGAGAAGUCCAUUUGCAUGGCUAAGACAAGCAGACCAGACUCUUCCCGCCCCUCCUCAGGCGAGAGCUCGCAGAGCGAUCCGUCCAAACCAGGCUUCAAGGAUCACACGCCGAAGAAGAGGAAGACAUUGCCCAAGUGGACUAGCGAGGUGAGAGUGAGCUCAGCCGCCGGAGGAGUCUUCGAAGGGCCUGUCGAUGAUGGCUAUAGUUGGAGGAAGUAUGGCCAAAAGGACAUCCUCGGAGCCAAACAUCCAAGAGGCUAUUACAGAUGCACGCACCGCGUCGCUCAGGGUUGUCCGGCAAUGAAGCAGGUGCAGCGAUCGGACGAGGACCCGCUGCUCUUCCAUGUGACCUACCAUGGGAUGCACACAUGCCUUCGGAAGCAGGGGCAAAAGCAGCGGAGACCAAAGGAAGACGAGCAUCAGACAGGGCUCAGAGUUGAGGCCUCCUCCCUUUCCUUCUCCUUCGAAUCGGGACUGGAAGCUGCGGCAGCGAGGGAGAACAUGUUUCCCUCACCCGCAACAAUCGAGAACUGUUUCAGUAGCUCGACCUCUCCCACCUUUCGGUCGCCGGCGGCGUCCGACUCGACCUUCUUGUCGCUGUCUCGAUGCGCAUUCGAAGACGGAAUCAAGCUCUGGAGCCCGGAAUCCGACGUGACAGAGAUGGUAUCAGGAGCUAAUUCUGCCGCCAAUCCCCCUGCGGUGGACAUGGAUUUCAUGCUCCAAGAGCUGGACUUCGAGGCGGACUUCUCCAGCUUCUUCUCAUGAGACCCGGAACAGAAUCCAAUUCGUUACACUCACUACACAA